Struthio camelus australis is the source of this 3329-nucleotide messenger RNA. The record is from RefSeq and is a predicted model, not a curated record. Lineage: Eukaryota; Metazoa; Chordata; Aves; Struthioniformes; Struthionidae.
CUCCCCAGGUGCUACUGGCGGCAGCCGUCUGCACAAAGGCGGGGAAGGCCAUUGUCUCACGGCAGUUCGUGGAGAUGACUCGGACCCGCAUCGAGGGGCUGCUGGCAGCUUUCCCGAAACUCAUGAACACUGGGAAGCAGCACACUUUUGUGGAAACAGAGAGCGUGCGGUAUGUAUAUCAGCCAAUGGAGAAGCUCUACAUGGUGCUGAUCACCACCAAAAACAGCAACAUCCUGGAAGACCUGGAAACACUCCGACUUUUCUCCAGAGUGAUCCCUGAAUAUUGUCGAGCUCUGGAGGAGAAUGAGAUCUCUGAACACUGCUUUGACCUGAUUUUUGCUUUUGAUGAAAUUGUUGCCCUGGGCUACCGUGAGAACGUAAACUUGGCACAAAUACGGACCUUCACUGAGAUGGACUCACACGAAGAAAAAGUGUUCCGAGCUGUCCGAGAGACUCAGGAACGCGAGGCAAAAGCUGAGAUGCGCCGUAAAGCAAAGGAGUUGCAGCAGGCCAGGAGGGAUGCAGAGAGACAGGGCAAAAAGGCACCAGGUUUUGGUGGCUUUGGUAGUUCAGCUGUGUCUGGAGGCACAACUGCAGCGAUGAUCACGGAGACCAUCAUUGAAACAGAGAAGCCCAAAGUGGCACCAGCGCCUGCCAGGCCCUCAGGUCCUAGUAAAGCUCUGAAACUUGGAGCUAAAGGGAAGGAGGUGGACAACUUUGUGGACAAGCUGAAAUCGGAAGGAGAAAAUAUCAUGACUUCUGUAGGCAAACGCUCCGCAGAAGCAGCCAAAGUUCUUGCUCCUCCCGUUAACAUGGAGAGUGUGCACAUGAAAAUAGAAGAAAAAAUUUCCUUGACCUGUGGCCGUGAUGGAGGGUUACAGAACAUGGAGCUGCAUGGCAUGAUCGUACUGCACAUCUCUGAUGAAAAGUUUGCACGGAUUCGCCUCCAUGUAGAAAACGAAGACAAGAGGGGAGUGCAGCUACAGACUCACCCAAACGUGGACAAGAAGCUCUUCACUGCAGAAUCGCAGAUUGGUUUGAAGAACCCAGAGAAAUCAUUCCCUAUUAACAGUGAUGUGGGUGUGCUGAAAUGGAGGUUGCAAACCACAGAAGAGUCCUUCAUUCCGCUGACAAUUAACUGCUGGCCAUCAGAAAGUGGGAACAAUUGUGACGUUAACAUCGAAUAUGAAUUGCAAGAGGAAAGCCUAGAACUGAACGACGUGAUCAUCACAAUCCCUUUGCCGUCUGGUGUCGGUGCCCCAGUGAUUGGGGAGAUUGAUGGCGAGUAUCGCCACGAUAGCCGGAGAAAUCUCCUUGAGUGGUGCCUGCCAGUGAUAGAUGCCAAAAACAAGAGCGGCAGCCUGGAAUUCAGCAUAGCAGGGCAGCCAAACGACUUCUUCCCAGUGCAAGUCUCCUUUGUCUCCAAAAAGAACUAUUGCAACAUACAGGUUACCAAAGUGACCCAGGUAGAUGGGAACAGUCCUGUAAGGUUUUCUACUGAGACCACCUUCCUGGUGGACAAGUAUGAAAUCCUGUAAUGCCAGCUAUGGGGAAUCGCAAAGGAAAAUUUUAAAUUAAAAAAAAAAAAAAUAAGAGGCCGAAGUUUAUUCUGAAUGUCUGGAACGCCGCAGCCCUCUCUCUGCUAAGACACAUGGCUCUAUCUGCCAUCUGCAGUGUUCCUGGGUCACAGACAUUUUUUGGCAGAGUAUUGACACGAUCGUGGGGAGAAAGGCUGCAAAUUUCUUUGGUAGAUUUUUACUGGCCAGCAGAAAAGCAAGAUCUCCGCAGAGAACCCGGCUUUGACACUUCCCCUUCUUCUCGCACGAAGCUGACUAGAGCUCAGUCCCAGAGCGUGCUAGACAUUACUCUCCCUUUUUUAAGCUUCACGCACUCUGUGUUGUUGGUGCUGCCAUGUUAAUUUCUCCUCUGCCUUCAACUUGUGUUUCUAUUGAUGAAAGCAGGCGUUAAGAUAAUAAGCACAAGGGCAUUUUGUUUCACUGGACCCUUCUGUCUGGUAGAAGUGGGACAAGUUGGCUCUGAUUCCCAAGGUGGGGAUUGUGGCAGGAGUGUGGGGGGAGGAGGGAGUCAUAGCUCAGAUGUUCAGUCCUUUUGCCUCUGCGCCAUCACAAUGGUGAACCUAUGUUUGGGCUUAUCAGGAGGCCUGCAGGCAUCCUGUUUGGUGUGGUUAGAUAAGGGUGGGCUUCUAGGGAGCAGAGACUGCACUUCUGAAUUCUCUUGUUGCUGCUGCGACCCAUGGCCCGUGUCAGGGUCCGCUGUCUAUUGCGAAAGCUCUCGGGCCAGCUUUUUAAAGCGGUUUCAUUCAUUUAGAACCAUCUGUGUAUCCUGACUUGAGCCGCUUGAGUUUCUUGGUAAGUUGAACCACUUUGCCUGUUGGCGUGCAGACCUAUAAACAGAUAUAAACAGAUGUGGAGACUGGUUUAUUCAGCCCGUGCGCAGAUUGGAAGUUCUGUUAGGACCUGCCUGAAACUAGUGUUUUUUUCUCAGCCCUUUGCAACGGAGAGGGAAGAAAUGCUAGUUUCCAGAGUAUGUGCUGAACUGAUCUGACCUUUGUGGAGCACGAACAGCCCCCGAGUGUGCUGUUUUGCCGUCGCAGAGAUUUUCUUCCUCUGACUGCCUGGAUAGCACUAUUUACUUCCUCCCACAGAACUGAGCUCUCUUCAAAAUUCAUCUUGUCCAUUUGAUUCAGGGCCUGUCACUGAGUGGUCGGUGGUCCCAGCCUGACUCCCGCUGGGCUGUAACUGGCCAACCAAAUGAUGUCGUGCUGCUGACAGUUGCUGCUGUAGGAAGGGCUGCUGGUUCUGAGCAGUGUGAGAGUCAGGCCACAGUGAAAAGCAAACAGCCUCCUGUCCUCAGAAGUCCUAAAAACUCAUGUACUGCACUCCAAGGAGAGUACUUCCACGAGAAUAAGUGUGUAUCAGUUCCCACAGGGCCAUCUGCCAAAGAAGUUAGCAGUCUCUCCUCUGUUAAUAGUACACACCAGUGAGGAAAUAAACCCUUACUCUUUUCAUGGGAGGGUGGCGUGUUCGGAGGGAAGGGAAGCAAACCCUGUUCUGUAGUGAAGUAGACAAUGAAUCCUAUUAAUUCAGUUGCGUUCAAGAGUUGCUUGUCUGUAUGAUUUUAAAAUGGAGUCGAGUUUAGUUCAGACAUCAAAGGAGCGUUUUUCUUAAAUUUCAAGGGUGAUAUUAAAAAAAAAAAAAAACCUCAGUUUUUGUAACCCUGUACAAUAAUGGCCUAGGGAAUAGAACACAUUCCAGUGUAUACAAAGAAUACAAAUUCUUUAAUCAAAUAAAGAGUAUUAUAAAAGGAAA